This is a messenger RNA of Camelina sativa (false flax), 1291 nucleotides long. RefSeq names its product F-box protein 7. Gene Ontology annotation, molecular function: protein binding. Gene Ontology annotation, biological process: SCF-dependent proteasomal ubiquitin-dependent protein catabolic process. The record is from RefSeq and is a predicted model, not a curated record. NCBI's taxonomy places the organism in Eukaryota, Viridiplantae, Streptophyta, Magnoliopsida, Brassicales, Brassicaceae. Gene Ontology annotation, cellular component: SCF ubiquitin ligase complex; cytoplasm.
AAAACAAAUAAAUUAAUUAAUUAAAAAAGACAGAGAGAGAGAGAGUCUGGUUCUAUCGUCUUAUUGUUUUCCCGGUAACAGGGAACGCGCACGGGCGGCUACGAACUCGCCGGAUUUUUCAAAUCGUCCAGCAGUUUUCAUGACUUCAGAUGCUCUCACUAUACCAUCUGAGCUCGAAUCUGCGUUGCGGCUCAGGACUGUCCAAUACUUUAUCACUAAGAGGCCUUGGCUUGAUCUCUAUGGAGUCCAUGUGAGGCCUGUGGCACCAUGCGGUAGUACAAGCAGUAUACCCCAUUAUGAUCCAGCUUUGAUUCAUCGUUGCUUGCCUGAUGAGCUUCUUUUCGAGGUGUUUGCUCGGAUGAUGCCUUAUGACUUAGGUAGAGCAGCUUGUGUAUGCCGAAAGUGGAGGUACACUGUUCGAAACCCUGUCUUCUGGCGUAAUGCUUGCUUGAAAGCUUGGCAGACUACUGGUGUUAUCGAAAACUAUACGAUCUUGCAGUCUAAAUAUGAUGGAUCUUGGAAGAAAAUGUGGCUUCUUAGAUCCAGAGUUCGUACUGAUGGUCUUUAUGUGAGUAGGAAUACUUACAUUCGAGCUGGGAUUGCUGAGUGGAAGAUUACUAAUCCAGUUUAUAUAGUUUGUUACUACCGCUACAUAAGAUUCUACCCAUCUGGCAGAUUUCUUUACAAGAACUCAUCGCAGAAAUUGAAGGAUGUUGCCAAAUACAUGAACUUUAAGGCUUCUUCUAAAUCCGACAAUCUUUACAGAGGCACCUAUACAUUGUCAAUGACAGAUGAUAAGAUUGAAGCAGCUGUUCUGUACCCAGGGACAACCCCUACCGUCUUAAGGAUCCGUUUAAGGUUAAGAGGAACAGCGAUUGGAGCGAAUAACCGGAUGGAUUUGCUGUCACUUGUGACAAGUGGAGUGAACGAUGACGAAGUAAGCAACACAGAAGAAGACAUUCUUGGUCUAGUUGAAGGUUGGGAAGACGAUGAAACUCACAACCCGGAUAUACCUGCUGUCUCACACAAGAGGGGUAUGACUCCAUUCGUCUUCGUUCCUUUCGAAGAGGUUGAUCAAUCUGUUUUGAACUUGCCACCGGAGAAAAUGGAUUACUUUGUCACCGGCUAAGAAAGGGGAGACACAAGAACAACGUUUCUGUACAAAUAUGUAAUAUAGAAUAAUGCUUUUGUCACGUUUUAUUUUUAUAAUGUUGACAACAUUAGUGUUUUGUUGCUGUCGAAUUGUGAAAAAUACAAUACAUAUUGGGAUUUUUUGUUGUUACAGAGACAU